Molecule: messenger RNA, 903 nt
Organism: Funneliformis mosseae
Lineage: Eukaryota; Fungi; Glomeromycota; Glomeromycetes; Glomerales; Glomeraceae
Source: the annotation of a GenBank genome assembly
AUGUCACAACCACCUGCUUUUCUAGCAUUUUUGACUGCAACGGGAACUCUCCCAAUCUUAACAUAUUGUGCUGCUAGCAUCUUGAUGACAGUUACAAACAAAUAUGUUUUGUCUGGUUAUGAAUUUAAUAUGAACUUUUUGCUGUUGGGAGUACAGGAAGCAAAAGAAGUAUUAUGGUUUGGUGGUAAUGUGUCAAGAUUAACGAUGACAAGUUUCUUGUUAAUGGUUUUUUCGUCUAUAAUAGCUGCAAUAUCAGAUAGUUCUAAAGCAUCUGUAAAAUCUACGAGCGUCAUAUUUGAUUUAGGAUAUUUAUGGAUGGCAUUUAAUUGUAUUUCCUCUGCUGCAUUCGUUUUAACUAUGAGGAAACAUAUUAAAUCGACUAAUUUUAAAGAUUUCGAUACUGUUUAUUAUAAUAAUUUAUUAUCUAUACCAUUAUUAAUGAUAAUGAGUCUUAUGAUGGAAGAUUGGAGCAGUAAAAAUUUUGAAAGGAACUUACCCGAAGAUAUGCGUAAUACACUCAUUAUGGCCAUAUUAUUCUCAGGGAUAUCGGCAUUUGGUAUUUCAUAUACAUCAGCUUGGUGUGUGAGAGUGACGUCGAGUACAACCUAUAGUAUGGUUGGAGCAUUAAAUAAAUUACCUAUAGCCGCAAGUGGAAUGAUUUUCUUUGGUGAUCCAAUCACAAUUGGAAAUGUUUCUGGCAUAUUUGUUGGAUUUGUCGCUGGAAUUUUGUACUCGAUUGCAAAAACAGAACAGCAAAAACCCACCAAACCUUUAUAUAUUCCAUUAUCUAAUGAAUUACCGAAAACAGCGAAUGGUGAUAAUACUUCUAUAAUGCAAUCAAAUCCUAUUAAUAAUAAUACAGUAAUCAACAUAGAAGGAAAAAAAUUAUUAGAGAAAAUGUAA